Molecule: messenger RNA, 1529 nt
Organism: Cryptomeria japonica (Japanese cedar)
Lineage: Eukaryota; Viridiplantae; Streptophyta; Pinopsida; Cupressales; Cupressaceae
Product: transcription factor BEE 1
Exons: 7
Coding region: 269-1270 (333 amino acids)
Biological process (GO): regulation of DNA-templated transcription
Cellular component (GO): nucleus
Molecular function (GO): DNA-binding transcription factor activity; protein dimerization activity
Source: RefSeq, a predicted model, not a curated record
ACUGGAACCUACAAAUUACAUUGCUCUGAGAUGCCGUCGUCCUCUCCAGAAAAGCGCCCUAAAAUAUCACUCAGAAUUAGCAUCUGUCUCUAAUUAAUGAGACAUCUUUCACUUCUGCCCGAAGAACAUUUCACUGAGCCGCCUUAACCUGGUUCUUCAUUACCGUUAGAUUCGAUUAGCAGAGGCAUAAGACAAGAGAAAAGAUAAGAUUUUUUUUAUAUAGCUCUCUUAGAUUCUACUUACUUGUGUAAAAAAAAAAACUUCUUCCAUGGAAGCGUUUCCUUACCUCUCGCCCAAGGACGAUUACUCUCUGUUUAAUAUCUUGUGCAAGCAGAGCUCAGUGGAGAAAAAUUCACCAUUUCUUCUGUAUAAAAAUCCACCCAAUCUUGAUCUGCCUUCUCUCGACAACAUAAAUUCACAUGCCACCAGAUCUUCUGGUGCAAAAUCUGCCUUCAGACCCACAAGCAAUGCAUUUCGUUUCCAACAGCUAUAUGCGAGUACCCAUUUCCCCGUAAGUCUGUUAAGGUGGAGGGAUGUCAGGUAUUCAAAUCACCUUCUGCAUAACUCAUCAUGUAAUGUCAAUCAAGUCGCGCCGCCUGAUUCAGAUCAGACAAGUGCAGAGCAGGGCAAAAAACGAAAAAACUUCGAGAAAAUCAAGGAGGCAGAAAUGAAGCGUCGCGUGAGUGGUAAACGAAGCAAGGUGGGAGAUAAACGGAGCAGCUCUCAGUGCCCUAAAAAGACGGACAAACUUACAACUUCAGAGCCUCCCAAGGAUUUCAUUCAUGUAAGGGCCAGACGGGGGCAGGCUACAGAUAGCCACAGCCUAGCGGAAAGGGUGAGAAGAGAGAAAAUCAACGAGCGCAUGAAAAUCUUAAGGGAGCUUGUUCCUGGGUGUACCAAGACCACAGGGAAAGCACUUAUGCUUGAAGAAAUCAUCAACUACGUGAAGUCACUGCAGAAUCAAGUUGAGUUGUUGUCAAUGAAGGUGGCAUCUGUGAGCGCCUGUUAUGACUUCAGUGUUGAAAUAAGCAAGGAAUUGUCUAUGGAGAUGAAGGGGGCAGAAGAAAUUCCAGAAACAGUUUCACAUAACAGGGAAAACUCAAUUGAAGCACAAGAAGCCUCACAUGUUUUUGGACUUUCCACAUCUUAUGAUAACAUGCAAGAAAAGCCAUGGACUUCACUGGGAGAAGGAAUCAAAUUAGAAUCUAUGGGACCAAAUGAUUGGGACAGUGAGAUGCAGUAUUUAUUGGAUGGAAGCGUUCAUCUCUAGUGGUUGAUAUUCAUUCAAACUUGCAGACAAUACAUUACAUAUCAUUAGUUUUAUUCAAUAUGCUUCACUUGUGUUUAGGUAAGUUUAUAUUCUGAGUAGUUGUUGGUUUUCUUAAUAUUUCAUAAUGGUGUUUUAGUUUGUUCAAGGUUGCUAUGUAAAUGCUCUCAAAAUGUACAACCAUGUACUAAGGGGGCAUAUCCUUUUAAUAAUAAUAAUAAUGUUAAACAAAUAUUAUUAUAGGUAUUCUUGAUUAUUUUAA